Messenger RNA from Meloidogyne enterolobii, 934 nucleotides. The record is from the annotation of a GenBank genome assembly. Lineage: Eukaryota; Metazoa; Nematoda; Chromadorea; Rhabditida; Meloidogynidae.
UCAGAAUUUAUCAGAAUGAACGGCGAAAAUAUUCAAAAUGAGGCAGAAACUAAAACAAUUUGUGAAUUUCAAAUUUCUGAACAUAAAAUGAAUAUUUUGGACAGAGAAAUUGGUUAUUGUAGAUAUGGAAAAGGACAAACUAAUUUUCUCUUUAUAUGUGGUGGAGUUGGUUGCUACAAAAAAGAUUACCCAGAAAGUAUGCUUUCCGCUUACGACCCAGAGGCUGUAACAAUUAUUUGUAUCGACCCCCCAGGCUACGGUACAAGUCGGCCACCAGACAGAAAGCAAGAAAUUAACCGAUGCAAAAAAGAUGCUGGAUAUUGUAUUAAAUUAAUGGAGACUUUAGAAUUAACUCCUUUUGUUGUUCUGGGAUGGAGUGAAGGAGGAAGAACAGCAAUACACGUUGGGGGACAAGGAAAAACUUUGGUUAGUCAUAUAAUUCUUCUUUCAACUUCUACACAAGUUGACUUUCGUGGUGAUAUGGCUUUUAAAGGUAUGCGAAACACUACACAUUGGUUACCCACAGCAAAAGAAAGUUAUUUACAACAUUAUUCGGAAGAAUUUCUUAGAGAACAAUGGGCAGCAUUGUGUGAUGUUGUUGCGAUAGUUUAUAAAGACUUGGGUGGGCGUUUUCCUUCCGAUCAAGUUUUGUCUUCACUUAAAAUGCCUGUUCUAAUAAUUUAUGGUGCUUUAGACCGAUUUGUUUUGGAUCCUAAAUUAAUGAGCAAUAAAAUAAAGAAUGCUAGAGUAGAAGUUCACGCGCGAGGGGGCCACGACUUACAUAUUAAACAUUCUCGAUGGUUCGCACAGAUUACAACAAAUUUUGUCAAAGAGACAAUUUCACCUUUAAUUGCUAAUAAAAAUGGAGGAGUAAAAAUUAAAUGAAAAGGAAUUUUUUCAGAAAAGUUUUGUUUUUUAUAAAAAUUAAAAUGGC